AUGUCUCUGGACCGAGAAGAACCCGAUCUUGGUGCGCGAUCCUUAAACAGCGUCGACAGCCGGUUACAUGGAAGCCAACUCCGGAGCCGUCAUUCUCCUGCAAUUACGCCUCAAGAACCGGCAACAGACAUGGAGACACCAACACCAACACCAGCAUCAACUCGGACCCCUACUCUCUUCCGCGUAGAGACCUGGUCGCAAGCCCUGUACGCUCCACACUCAAUCAACAUCUACCACCACGCCCGCAGAGCGCUCGUUCAUGGCGUCAACAGCAGCAACCUGCUCCUCCUGUUUCUGCCGCUCGGAAUCGUGGCAGGGGCGCUUGGCUGGAAUGCGGUCUUGGUCUUUGCCUUCAACUUGUUGGCUACCAUCCCCCUCUCGGCAUUGGUUUCGGAUGCCUCUGACAAGCUGUCGGACGAAGUUGGCGAAGUGCUUGGGAGUCUGGUCAAUGCCACUUUUGGGAAUUCCGUGGAAUUAACGGCGGGCAUUCUGGCCGUUAUCAACGGGCGUUCGGAUAUCGCUCAAUCGGUUAUGAUUGGAAGCAUUUUAUCGGAUUUACUGCUUGUUCGUAUUGAUCUCCCUCGUCUGCUUUUUUCUUUUCCGACUAACAAUCCCAUCAAGGUCCUAGGCUUCUGUAUGCUCUCUGCCGCAUGGGACAAGGACUUAAUGCCCUUCAACCCGGCUGUGGCAGACACAUUAUCCUCGCUGAUGAUUAUCACUACCAUGGCAAUCAUCCUGCCAACGGCGCUGGCUUCGGCUCUCACCACUAAUUCUACACAAGUUAGAAAUAAGAUUGUCGAGUUUUCGCACGGAACCGCCUUGAUCCUGCUUGUCUUGUACAUUUGUUACCUCUACUUCCAGAUGAAAUCUCACCGCCAUCUCUUUGAGAGGGCCCAGCACGACCACGACGACGACCCUCCCUCAUCUUCCUCACAGCCCAUCGAACAAUUAGUCACCCUCGUCGGGUCCGCAGUAGGCGUCGUUGCGUGCACCUAUUUCAUGUUCCAAAGCAUGGUGAGCACCGCUCACACCGCACAUGUUUCCACCUCAUUCAUCGCCACAAUCCUCAUCCCCAUUGCCAGCAACAGUGCCGAGGCCGCUGCCGUGAUUGCCGUCUCCCGCAGCGGCGACAUCGACUUUGCAAUCAGCAUCAUAGUGUCCAGUAUCCUCCAAAUCGGGCUAUGCGUCAUUCCCAUCAUCGUUAUUUUGGGUUGGAUCAUCCAUCAACAGACCUCCCUGGAUUUUGACUCGUUCAACACUGUUAUUCUUUUCUUUUCAGUCUUGGCUGUGAAUUACAUGCUGCGCGAAGGGAAGUAUAGUUAUAUCCACGGAAUCAUGCUAGUGGGGUACUAUGUGAUUCUUACCAUUGCAUUCGUCUUCCGUUGA
Molecule: messenger RNA, 1386 nt
Organism: Talaromyces atroroseus
Lineage: Eukaryota; Fungi; Ascomycota; Eurotiomycetes; Eurotiales; Trichocomaceae
Exons: 3
Coding region: 1-1386 (461 amino acids)
Biological process (GO): intracellular calcium ion homeostasis; calcium ion transmembrane transport
Cellular component (GO): fungal-type vacuole membrane
Molecular function (GO): calcium:proton antiporter activity
Source: RefSeq, a predicted model, not a curated record